CCAAUUGAUAUCCAUGACAACGAUAAAAGUAACUAAUAAAGACUUAAAACAGUCAAAGUGAAUUAUGAAACUCCUUUUCUUUUAUAAAAAAAAAAAGUAUCACCCCCUUUUGUAAAGAUGUCAAGUUCGUACCCCGAAUACCAGCUAUUUUACCUAAUUUGUAGAGUUCUUUUUUUUUCUUCGUUUUGUUUUCUUUCUUUUUCUCUUUUUCUGUAUUUGAAUGUCUCCUGACGAACACACUUCCUUUCUAAAGUCUCAACACAGAGGAUCUGUUGUUUCCAUUGUUCAGGAUGCAUUACCGCCACCUGUCCACUUCGAAUCGCUUCGAAUUUCUGACGCACAGUUAAAGAACUGUAAGAGCAAGAAAAUCCGAAAUUUUUAUGAACAUCAGAAUAACAUGAUCUCAAGAUUUGUACAAGUGGAUCGUGUAGUGGAAGCUUUACAAAAAGGAGAGUAUGAUUCACCCACCAAUCAAUAUGGAGCUAUCCCUGACGAUGAGGAACGUGGCCUUGCGGGAGAAGGACAAGGCCUGUUAUCCAGGUCCAGUACUCCCGAUAUAGACAGCACAAAAUCUCCCAUGUGGAUUAUCCAUAUGGCUAUCAACCUGUCCUUCUUGGCUAACAUUGCUUUAUUUACCACCAAGAUCAUCUUGGCGUGGUAUUCAGGCUCUAUGGCCUUAUUAGCUUCUGCCUUUGAAAGUUUCCUCGAUAUCGUGAGCAAUGCUAUUAUUUUCUUUACUGUACGCAUCAUUCGCCAAAAGAAUUACUAUACCUAUCCUGUGGGAAAAUCACGCAUGGAACCCUUGGGUAUCAUUGUCUUUGCCGUCAUUAUUACCACUUCCUUUUCACAGGUCUUGAUUUCCUCGAUAGAGAAGUUGACUUCAGGUAGUGCACCAGAACAAAUUGAUCUGAGCACACAGGCUGUCACAAUUCUUGCUGUGAAUGUUGUGGUCAAGGCUAUUUUGUGGUUCUGGUGUGCGUCCAUUCAGGGUAGUUCUAGUGUGGAAGCGUUAGCCUAUGAUCAUGAAAAUGACGUCGUCUUUACGAUCGCUAGUACAUUGUUUCCUCUCGCGGGUAAUUGGAUGGGUUGGAAUUGGUUAGAUCCUGUGGGCGCCAUCUUGUUGUCCAUCUACAUCAUUUAUGAGUGGAUGCAUGUCUUGCUUGAAAAUAUUCGUAGAUUAACAGGUCAAGCUGCUAGCACCGAUGAUCUGAAACAAUUGACUUAUAUGGCUUACCGUUUCUCCAAGAAGAUUACUGCCAUUGAUACUGUACGUGCUUACUAUGUGGGCGAUAGAUUGAUGGUUGAAAUUGACAUUGUGUUACCUCCUGACGCUCCCCUGAGAGACUGUCACGACCUUGGUGAAGCACUUCAGAGUCAUUAGAGAAUGUAGAGAGGGCCUUUGUUCAUUUAGAUUAUAGCUCGGAUCAUGCUAUUGAACAUAGAAGAGUGGUCGAUGACGUUGGAUUCAAUCCAUAACUAUUAUAUACAUAUAUACACAUUACAAAUUAAAUAUAUUUCUUACAUUACGUCUUUUUUUUAUUAUUAUUUCAAACCCAAAAUAAAUCGCACUCCAUGUGAUGUCCC
Mucor mucedo is the source of this 1584-nucleotide messenger RNA. Its product is annotated as cation efflux family-domain-containing protein. Gene Ontology annotation, molecular function: monoatomic cation transmembrane transporter activity. The record is from RefSeq and is a predicted model, not a curated record. Bases 221 to 1381 code for a protein of 386 amino acids. Gene Ontology annotation, biological process: transmembrane transport; monoatomic cation transport. The transcript is spliced from 4 exons. Gene Ontology annotation, cellular component: membrane. NCBI's taxonomy places the organism in Eukaryota, Fungi, Mucoromycota, Mucoromycetes, Mucorales, Mucoraceae.